Messenger RNA from Capsaspora owczarzaki ATCC 30864, 3312 nucleotides. RefSeq names its product iron-responsive element-binding protein 1. Bases 1 to 3312 code for a protein of 1103 amino acids. The transcript is spliced from 8 exons. Gene Ontology annotation, cellular component: mitochondrion; cytosol. Lineage: Eukaryota; Filasterea; Ministeriida; Capsasporidae. Gene Ontology annotation, molecular function: 4 iron, 4 sulfur cluster binding; aconitate hydratase activity. Gene Ontology annotation, biological process: citrate metabolic process; tricarboxylic acid cycle. The record is from RefSeq and is a predicted model, not a curated record.
AUGCUGCGAAUCGUGCUGGAAUCGCUCGUCCGGCACUGCGACGGGCGGCUGGUCACCAAGGACGACGUCGAGCGCGUCUUGUAUGCAGCCAGCACAAAACCACCACCAGAGCGAGAGACCGCAACAGCCACCCCGAGUGCAUCCACGCAUCACACGCAGUCGAGUAUGGUUGCCACGCACGGCGGCGCAACGACCAAGGCAGCAGCAGCAGCAACAGCAGCAGCGACAGCAGCGGAGGCGGCUGCAGCGGCGGCGAAUUCAGUCCACGCGGGUUUGUCGGAGCUUGUGGCAGACCACCACCACCACCACCAGCCACGCGCGGUAGUCGCCAGCGCUGCGCACGGUGCCAACUCGACACUGUCGGUCGUUUGGGAGGGCUCGGAGGGCUCGCCGGCAAUGGCGGGCGGCGAUGGCGUGGAUCAAGCAGCCAUGCCCGUGCUGAUUGAUAUUGCUGCAAUGCGCGAUGCCAUUGCCCGGCACGGCGGCGAUCCGCGGUCGUUGAAUCCGAUUGUGCCGGUUGAUGUGGUUGUCGCCGAGCAACAAGCUGCGCAGCCGGGCGGUCUUGGUACCGACGAUGCUGCCGCUGUCGCCACAUCCUUGGCCGGAACAACUGUUUCAGUCGGCAAAGCAUCCUCCGGGAAGGCUCCGACGGAAGAUAUUGAAGCCGCCGUGACACCCAACAUUUCAAAAGGUGCGGCGAUUCUUGCCGAGUUUGACCGGAACACGGAGCGCUACCGUUUUCUCAAGUGGGCUGCAGGGAAUAUGCAGUACCUACGAGUUGUCCCACCCGGCACGGGCUUGCUGUUGAACAGCAUUGUGCUGAGCCUCUCGCGCUCAAUGCUCGUCCUGGGCCCGGACAAUCGCGAGCUGCCCGAGUCACUCGUUAUUCACCCCCGAGCCAAGCCGAGCCUCGCGUCCCUGCCACCCACAGCAACGCCAUCAAGUCCAGUUCGUGGUUCGAGACGAUCUUUGGUGGCGCCGACCGUUACUCCUACUCCCGGGAGCAGUAAUAACGUGUCUGAUCGCUCGCAGAGUGCGCCUCGCAUUCAGCACGUCGCCAGAGAUGGCGGCUUUCUCGUGAUGGAUACUGUUGGCACGUCUGAUUCGCAUGCUGCCCUCAGCAAUGGUGCUGGUAUUUUGACGGUUGCGGCCAACUGCGUCGAUCUGGCCGCAAUGGUGCUCGGUCAGCCCGCGGCACUACGGCUGCCCUCCAUUGUCGGCUUUCGCAUUUCUGGCACCGUUCCUACAAUUGCCACCUCCACCGAUGUGGUGCUGGCCAUCAUCAAGUCGCUCCGCGAGCACACCCUGGAUGGUGCCUGCGUUGAAUUCUUUGGCCCGUCCGUGUGCUCUCUGUCGAUUGCCGACCGCUCCACCAUUUCCAACAUGGCGCACGAGUACAAUGCCCAAAUCGCCUACUUCCCGCCAGACGACGAGCUUGAACGGUACAUUACGCAAGCAGGCAAAUCCGAUGCGUUCGCCCCCAAAUUCCGCCAGUAUCUGUCUGUUUUACGAUUGAGCAACGGAGGCUCUGGCAGCACGCUUGGCGACGCUCGCAGUUACUGCAGGGUCAUUCCGUUUGAUCUUUCCAGUGUCCUUCCGUCGUGCACCGGUCCGCGAAACAUGAGUGCUCGUGUUGGCGUCUUCCAUCUCAAGGAUGAUUUUCAUCAGUGUUUGUCCAACCGAGAUGGUUUCCGAGGGUUCAACCUCACCACCGAACAGCAAAAGCAGCAUGCCGAUGUUGAAAUCAAUGGCGAAAUCCACCGGCUCGGUCACGGUGCUGUUGUGAUUGCAGGCAUCACGAGCUGCACCAACGCUACAAACCCGACUGUCAUGCUUGCUGCAGGAUUGCUUGCACGCAAGGCAGUAGAGCACGGCCUGCGAAUCAAACCUUAUGUGAAGACGAUGCUUUCACCCGGCUCCGGCUUGGUGACUUACUAUUUGAAUGAGAGCGGCGUCACGCCUUACUUUGAGCGACUCGGGUAUGAAUGUGCUCUUCGGGGGGAAGGGGUUGUGGGCACGCCAUCGUCGCUCGUUUCCUUUUACUCAAUCACGAGUCAUGUUGAAAUCAGAUUCCCAAUCACCGGUUACGGCUGCAUGACAUGUGUCGGAAAUGGCGGCGCUUUGCACGAUUCCAUCGAGAGCGCCAUCCAAAAGAACGAUCUCGUCGUCUGUGGCGUGCUGUCAGGCAACCGCAAUGUCGAGGGUCGAAUCCACCCUCUCACAAAGGCCAACUAUUUGGCUUCCCCGCCACUGGUUGUUGCCUAUGCCAUCGCUGGCACGAUCGACAUUGAUCUUGAGCGCACUCCGCUUGGAACGUCGAUUCUUACGGGACAUCCCGUGUACCUCCGCGACAUUUGGCCCUCCCGCGAUGAAUUGCAGCAGAUUGAGCGUGCGCAAGUCCUUCCUGGCAUUGUUGGCGAUGCCGAGGAGCCAGCAUGGGAAUGGCAGGACCUUCAGCAUGUUGAUAUUCUCGUAAAGGCGGGUGAUGCAGUAUCAGUCGACAUGAUCUCUCCAUCCGGUCACAUUGCAAAGGCCAGUGGAGCUGCCCAAUUCUUAACUAGUCGAGGCCUCGCGCCUCGUGAAUUUGCUUCGUUUGGUGCCCGUCGUGGCUGUCAUGAGCUCAUGAUGCGGGGCACCUAUUGCGGACUCAAGUUCCGCAACGUGUUGCUCGAGAACGUUGUGGCUGGACUUCGCAGCAUCGAUGCAGUGUCAUCGUCUGCGACCGUCCCUGCCGGCAGCGUUUCUGUGGGAACACCUCAUGUUAACAAGGCGAUCGGAAAUUGGCUCGCACGGAUGCCCGACGCACACGCACGCGCUGCGUUCAUGGCGCAGCUACAAGCAGCGAUAGCUGCGCCUGCUCAGCAAGGGUGCAAAACCAUACACACACCAUCCUUGACCGUUCUUGACAUUUGCGAUGCUUCUGCACGAUACAAGAGCGACAAGAUCUCUCGAUUGCAGCAAAUUCUGAACAAGCGUGCUGCCGCGGCGGGAAUUAACGUGGCUGACAUUGCGAGCUCCUUGCUGACUUCCUUGCCACAGGCUGCUGUGACUCCAGUGUUGGCAGUUGUCGCUGGCAAGGACUAUGGCGGGGGAGCUCCGCGCGAGUGGGCGGCUCGCGGCCCCUGGUCGGUUGGCAUUCGCUGCAUUCUCGCCGAAUCCUUUGAUGACGACCAUCGUCGCCACCUUGCGCAGAUGGGCAUUCUUCCUCUCCUGUUGCCUUCCACGUUCGUUUGGUUCAACGUGGGGAGGACUGCCAGCACUGCCAUUCCUCGGCAGGUCUACCGAGUCCUUCAAGUACACCCAGCCCUCUGA